CGUACUCCGUAUCGUUCGUCAAUGGAUUGAGCCUCGAUUCGAGCUCCGAGCUGCGUCUCCCUUCGACCUUCGACAUCACCAAUUCUGACUACAUUACACCCAACACAGACCGCUCUUGAUAUAUCGCAUCUCCCACAAUGAGCCAUGCCGUCCGAACCGCGCACCACCCCGCUACUGCUCCCACAGAACCGCAGGCUCCGUCACCUCCAGGGCAUCUUCCUGCGCCACCUGAGCUUCGUCCCGUCGAGAGGCCGAACCGCCGACGACUCUGAUGCCUCCCUCACAGCGUCGCCGACCAAGAAGAAACUGCUCGACGCCCUCGGCGAUGGCCCGAAGCUCCAGCACUCGCAAUCCACCGAGAGCCUGCGUCCCAUGGCACGACGAAGGAGCACCACCACCGCUUGGCACCAGGACAAGGAGAGCCCCGAGUCGGAGCAGAAGAAGCUCGAAGCCUUCUUUGACAGUAAAAUGGCCGAUGCUUUCUUCUCUCUGCAUGCCGAGGGAGAGGAGGAGCCUAUCUAUAUCAGCGAGACGUUGGAGAGGCGUAGUAACUUCAACUUUCUCUUCUUCGACCUCUCCCACCAUGGGGGCGUAGUCACCCGAGCAUCGACACUCACAGUCAAAGUCUGGGCGAGACGACCCGUCGGCCAUCAAGACUGGUUCCUCCACCAGGAAGCCAUCGUCGACCUACGGUCCCUCAACUUCCUCGGCACCCUGGCCGGUCAACGGCUCCCGCCGAAUGCCCUCAUCUUCCACCUCCACGACGGAGUAUACUCCCUCGACCUCCCGGGGAAGUCUCCCCGGCCGCGAGAGGGCCCGACCCUCCUCACGUCGUCGUACAACUCGCUCAUGAAGUUGGCGACCCUCGACGCCUCCAUCCAAGACGCCCUAGCCACGCAAGAGCAGGUCACCGCGCAAAUCAACGACAUUCUCGAAAAGCAACCCAAAGACGAAGCCCCGAUGGCCCAGGAGAAAGUCAAGCUGGGCCACAAAUACAUAGCCCAGGUCACCCGGAGCCUGAAAGCCGCCCGCAGGAAACGCGACGAACUGCAAGCCUCGCUCCAGGCCAGGCGGGAAGCCAUCGCCGCCGGCCGCGAAGCCCAGACGAAGGCCGAGACGGACAUUUCCAACGCCCGCGAGAAGCUCGCCGACGCGAAGGCCCUGCUCGCCGCCACCCAGCAGCAGAUCCGCGGCCAGCGCCGUCGCAUCUGCGGCGACUUGUCCUCCAUCUUCCCCAUCACCCCGUCUCCCUCGGGCGCCGUGCUCUCCUUCGACAUAUGCGGCCUGCCCCUCCCAAACACGACCUACGAUUCCGCCUCGUCCAGACCCGCCGACGACGACCGCAUUUCCGCCGCCCUCGGCUACGUCGCCCUCCUCACCCACCACCUGCAAUUCUACCUCUCCGUGCCGCUCCCAUACCCCAUCGUCCCUUAUGGCUCGCGGUCCAACAUCCGCGACGACAUUUCCCUCCUCGCCGACACCCCGCGGUCCAGCAAGUCCAGCACCAGCACCAGCAGCACCAGCGCCACCUCCUCCAUCGCCUCCUCCUACGCCGCCACUCGCCGCCCGCUCCUCCCCCCCGGGACAUACCCAUACCCAUACUCAUACCCAUCCUCCGCCUCCUCCUCCUCCUCCUCCUCCUCCUCCGCCGGUUCGAACCACCCCGCCCGCGACUUCCCCCUCUACCUCCCCCGCGGCGGGUCGACAGCCGCCCACUUCCGCUUCGACUACGCCUGGUUCCUCCUCAACAAGGACGUCGAAUCCCUCUGUGCCUCGCAGGCCCUCCGCGUCGUCGACAUCCGCCACACCCUCCCCAACCUGAAAUACCUCCUCUACAUCUGCAGCGCGGGCUCCGACGAGGUCCCGCAGCGCAAGCGCGGCGGCGUGCGCGGGCUUUGGGCCGGGCGGCUGCACGGUCGUCUUCCCCUGCCUGAUCCCGUGAGGGAUGAUGAUCCCAGUGUGGAUGGGAGUAGUAGCGCGGGGGCGAGUCGACGGGGGAGUCCGAAUGGCGAGACGGGGGGGCGGGGCCCUGGAAGGGGGGGUGGUACUACUGUUUCGGCUUCGGGGGCUGAGGCUGAUUCUGGGGUGGCUGGGUUCGGGUUUGACGAGGCGGAUAUGAAGGUUUCGUUGCGGACGAAGGGGUUUCGCGAGAAUGUCGGCGGUUGAAGGGGAGAAGAAAAAAAAAGAAAAAAAGAAAAAAAGGCAUACUGGUGAUGAUGAUGCAGGCGGAAGACGGCUUUCGCAUUCCCUUCUAUGCGACGGGAGCAGUAUUGAAUAUUGA
Messenger RNA from Sodiomyces alkalinus F11, 2281 nucleotides. RefSeq lists its product as hypothetical. Bases 145 to 2166 code for a protein of 673 amino acids. The record is from RefSeq and is a predicted model, not a curated record. Gene Ontology annotation, biological process: SNARE complex assembly. Lineage: Eukaryota; Fungi; Ascomycota; Sordariomycetes; Glomerellales; Plectosphaerellaceae. The transcript is spliced from 2 exons. Gene Ontology annotation, cellular component: lytic vacuole; endosome. Gene Ontology annotation, molecular function: SNARE binding.